Molecule: messenger RNA, 3044 nt
Organism: Scleropages formosus (Asian bonytongue)
Lineage: Eukaryota; Metazoa; Chordata; Actinopteri; Osteoglossiformes; Osteoglossidae
Gene: c4h21orf91
Product: chromosome 4 C21orf91 homolog
Exons: 5
Coding region: 121-1011 (296 amino acids)
Source: RefSeq, a predicted model, not a curated record
UUUCGGUAACACAGUUCGUCUGGCCUUCGGCUGUGAGGGAAAGGUUUGGGAAGGUUUGGGAGUGUCUCGCCAUAUUGUCAUAACAACUCUUUGUCCUUGGCGAGCAGAAGCAGAGGCACCAUGAAUGAAGAAGAGCAAUUUGUAAACAUUGAUCUGAAUGACGACAACAUCUGCAGUGUCUGCAAGCUGGAGACGGAUACAAGCACUUUGUCGUUCUGCCACGUUUGUUUUGAGUUGAGCAUAGAAGGCAUGCCCAGCUCCACACUGUUACACUCCAAGUCAUUGCGAGGGCACAGAGAUUGCUUUGAGAAGUACCACCUGAUUGCCAACCAGAAGCUGUCCAGGACCAAAGGCUCUCGCAGCACAUACGAAGGGGUGAAGAAUGCCUUGAGUCGCAAAAUCAGCCGCAUCAUUCAAUAUGCCCAAAACAAGGAGGCAGUGUCUGAAGCAGGCCACCGUGGGGAUAGGCACCAGCUUCUUUGCUACAGCAAGCAGGGUGACCGCAAUCUGGUACCGCAGACAGACUCUCAUGUGCCCCGGUACACACCCCGCUGGAGAGAGGAAGCGGCUGCAGGUGUCCCAGACUAUGCUAAAGGCAUGCUGGGGUGCCAUACAGUAGAAGAACUGGGGCUGGCCACCUUGGGAGAUGAAGACUCUCCACUGUGCCCUCAGAGUGGCCUCUGGCCUGGAGAGACACGAGGCCUGCUUUGUGCCCAGCAGCAGGGAGGGGGCACCAUGGGGGUCAGACAGUGCAGAAACACAGGCCACAGCCAUGAAGAGUUGACUAGGAUGAGUGUUGAAGAGCUCCACCAGCUUAAUGGAGAGCUGCUUCUUCAGUUACAAAAGGUGUUUGAGGAGCUGACAGUGGCUGUGCAGGAGAAGGAUGCCCUGGCCUCCGAGUUACACGUGCGUCACAUCGCCAUUGAGCAGCUCUUCAAGAACUGUGCCAAGCUGCCCUGGCUACAGAUCAGCAGGGCUGGGGUCAAGACAAGCAACCCGCCCGUAGAGUGAUGGCUUUAAGGAGCAGAUGUGAAGUACCCAACAAUUCCUUGUGCCUAAACACAUCGCCCAGUGUGGCCAGAUCGUUACUGACAAGUUUAUUUAUUUCUAUGCGCGAUAGAUACUGUAUAUAUCUAUACCUGGUAAUGUAUUACCUAUCUCUAUGGAAUGAGGAAGACACCACACUGGAGUGUGUCACUUAGGGACACUGAAGAGGAGACUUAUCUGUGGCACAGGCUCUGACCAUGAAGACGGAGAUGGCCCUUGGCACCACUGUUUCUGGAUCACUGAAGUGGUCACAUUUCUUCUAUGCAUAUCUGUGAGAGCAAAUAAUGGUGUUCUCAUUCAAAAGUAAAACUGUGUACUCGAAAAUGAUGCUUACAACAAUGCUUUAAAGGAUUGUUCACCAAAAAAUGAAAUGCAUAUUGAAUGCUUUAUGGUAUUUGGUUUUACAUUUUAUUUUUCUAUUUAUUUGCCUUUACUAGAAGGUUAGAUGACAUGCAGCAGUUGAGAUUCAUUUGUCAAUAAGUCUUUCUUGUCCUUAUGUUGAAAUUUGGAUAGAAUUCAGUUCCUCUGUUAGAGCAGAAGCUUCAUCCUCUUGCUGGGUGCAGUGACAAUGGCUGAAACUUCAUUUUUCUCUACUAAACUGGAAUUUCAGUGCACGUUGAGAAGGAGGUGUGUGUGAGAGAGACAACUGUCCCUUCAAGAUGAUGUUUCCUUGUUGCUGUGGUAAGUAAGGUUAAGGCAGUUUAAUAGGCAGUAGAAUUUCUUGAUUGGAGCUGAAGGAAAACUUAGAUUGCAGUGAGAUUUUCUCAUCACUUAAAAUGGUAAAAUACUUAUUCAGACUGUCAUGGUUAAAUGGGCUGGGUUGCAUUUUUGUGGUCUUAUUAGUUUUUGAUGUGUUUUGUGUGUAUCAGAUUAUUUCAGUUUAGGAAAUUCAUUUCUGGAUUUUAUUUGAAAGAAUUUUUGGUUGAGUCUUGAACGAACUUCGGAUUCCUUAGCAUUUCCUUUUUGAUAAGUGAUGUUCUAGACUAAUGUACAGAUUCUUUGUUUCUUGCAUUUUGUUAUGCAUAAUCUGUUAGCCACACUUAAGUUUAAAAUUUAGCUUGUAGUGUAAGGAAGAACAUAGUCUAUAGAAAGUAUAAGAUGGGUGGAUUUGUUACUUCAUCAAAACAAGACCAUAGGUAUUUAUGCCUGUAAUACAACUAGUAAAGGCAUCUAUAUCUUGAAGCAUGCAAGUGUAAGUACCUAAAAAUAACGAUGCCACUGGCUCAAAGAUCCUGAUAGUUUAAUUUUUUUGGUUUUCUGAAAUACUCCAAUAUUACAAUAUUUGGCUCUAAAAUUCCACAUGCUAUAUAAAAUACAAUUUUAUUACCAAAGUUUCUUUGAAUUGUUAGAAAGCAUUUCUUUUUUGUUUCUGAGGUUGUAUGGUUCAAAAUUGAUCCUUUGUUUGGUGUAUUUGAUGCUAUCAUGAGCUCUUCCAAUUGAAGGAAUAGUUUUUCCUGCGAGUGCUCCUGCUCAAAAUUAGUGGUUAUAAUGACCCCUGCUGGAUGUUCAGGGAAUAGAACCAGACUUCAAAUGAGAUUAACUACUAUUUAAUUAGUUUUACCCAUUCUACUAAACAGUUAUUGAUUAUUGCGAGUUGUUGCAAUGAGACAAGGAUGGAAAUGUCUGGAUGCGCUGUAGAAUCAUUCUCUUUAUAAGAGAAAUAUUUGAACCCUUAGGGUUUAAGAAGUCUCAAAGUGGAAAAAGUUCUGACCUUAUGGUUUGUUCUUUGUGCGAGUCGGAAAUGUGACUUUCUGCUGUGUAGCUACAUAUUAUGUCCAAGGUAAUGGGUUCAGUAUUUCCCAGACCUGUUUUCAAUAAGGGUGCAUACAGUUCCGUAAGAAAACUAUUGAAUUGUUGCUGGAGCUGAAGCCUCACUGCCUUACAGGAAAAAUGUACUGUGUCACACAUUCUUGUAUCUUUACGAUAUCAGUUAUUCCGUGUGUCUCCAGCUACUUUUUCUGCAGUUUGUCUUUUUUUCUGUUUGUGAAUUUCAGUGG